This is a messenger RNA of Perca fluviatilis (European perch), 5892 nucleotides long. Its product is annotated as EH domain-binding protein 1-like protein 1. Lineage: Eukaryota; Metazoa; Chordata; Actinopteri; Perciformes; Percidae. Gene Ontology annotation, molecular function: protein binding. Bases 450 to 4892 code for a protein of 1480 amino acids. The record is from RefSeq and is a predicted model, not a curated record. The transcript has 27 exons.
ACGGCAGUAGAUCUUGAUUACAACAAGGCUUUGGUUAAGCGGUGCUGUCUGUCUCCAUGUGGAUUUCUGCCAGAAAGAGAGAGAAAAGUUGUCAACGAGCUGCUGCAGUUGUUUGGUUGACACUUUAGAUUUAUAUCAGGAGUUUACAGUUUGUAUGACAGCGAGCAGGGCGGGAUCGGUUCCUCUUUGCUUCUGGCUUAAUUGCCAGUUCUGUAUACAGCUCUUUCUGUUCGGUACAUGGCGACAUUUCUGAGCGUGAUUCAACACUGCCGAUGAGCGCAAGUCUUAGCUUGUGUGAAGUUCAUCCUCAUCAGAAGCAGCACCAGAAGAAUAGGUCCUUUUAAGGAACUGACAGACAGCGGACAAAGCUGGAUUCUUGUUGCGCGGAGGAGUGCGUGGUUUUCUUUCUUUUUCCUGUUUGCUAAGUUUUAUUUUCACCAGAGGAAGUUAUGACUUCGGUAUGGAAAAGACUUCAGCGUGUUGGUAAAAAGGCUUCAAAGUUUCAGUUUGUUGCCUCUUACCAGGAACUCGUGUUGGAGUGUACAAAGAAAUGGCAACCAGACAAGCUAAGGGUGGUGUGGACCAGGAGGAACAGACGCAUGUGCUCCAAGCUCCACAGUUGGCAGCCUGGAAUCAAGAACCCCUACAGGGGCAUGGUGGUGUGGCCUGUCCCAGAAAACAUCGACAUCUCUGUUACACUCUUCAAGGAAGUCAAUGCUGAUGAGUUUGAGGACAAAGAGUGGACUUUUGUCAUUGAGGGUGAGAACAAGGGGCAUCGUAAGGUGCUGGCAUCGGCAGACGUCAACCUGAAGCGGUUUGCCAGUCAGACGCCGACCCAGACUGACCUGACGCUGAAGCUGAAGCCACUGUCCGUCAAAGUGGUGGAGGCCACGCUCAAGCUGUCGCUGUCCUGUGUCUUCGUCCGAGAGGGGAAAGCCACUGAUGAAGACAUGCAGAGUCUGGCCAGCCUGAUGAGCGUCAAACCCACAGACAUCGGCAACCUGGACGACUUCAAUGAGAGCGAUGAAGAUGAGGACAAGAAGUCUGUCAGUGCUACAGUCGUUCCACACACUCUAACUCGCCCAAAUCGCCCUGCUCCCCCUCCACCUGACAAGCGAGACUUCACUGGAUCCACUUUUCCAGCCUCAGCCUGUGGGCGAGAUGGCGGUCCUCCCAGUCCUGCAGUCCACUCCCGCCCUCCUCUACCAAUCGCUCCUCGCCCCUCGCCCCGUCGCAGCCGACACCCCUUCGCCACCAAACCUGUCCAGUCAGAGCUCCAGCCUUCCCCUGGCCCCUCCCCUCAGCCUUCACCCAGAUCCAAACAUAAAAAAACAUCCAACCCUCUUCUUCCUGAGGCUCUUGCUUCUUCUGACCCACUACUUAAUACUCCAAGCUCCCAGCUCCCAGAAACUACUCCCUCAAUCCAGAGUGCCUCCUCUGUCCUGCCUCUCUCUGAUGUGUCUCCUGUAAAUCCUCCAUCCCCCAAAUCCUCCGAAGCACCCAUAAUCACGCCUUCUUCCCAAAACAUUUCCUCUUCCCUUCAUUCUCCAUCUCCCAAAUGCUCUGAAUCUGUGCCUACUUUACCUGCUGCCUCAGUGGAGCCUUCUUUAGCAGGGCCCUCUGUUAUCCUGAAUUAUCCUUCAAAUACCCCCUCUAAACUGCCCUUUAAGCCACCCAGUGCCUCUGAAACAGGCAUUACCUCAUUAACUCCCAAACUUCCCUCCCCUGCAUUGUCAUUACCCAAGAAUAUCAUAAUAUCAUCCUCCACGGCUCCCCAAAAGUCUUCUCUCACUGAAUCCACCACUCACACCCAUAAGACCACAUCUACUGACUCCCAGCCUCUCCCACCUAAAUCCUCCUCUCCCUCAAAGCCCUCCCUGUCCUCUGAGCCUCCAUCUGCUCACCCUCCACUCACACGGAGCGUCUCUCAGCCUCCCUCUCUGCCCAGAAUCUUCCAGUCAGGCUCAGGAAAAGUUUCUGUGUCACAUCAACGGCGCCCCCCGGAGGUUCACACUGCUGAUGAUCCUACUUUAGCCUCUGGCCGUGCUCACAUGUUCAGACCUCAGGUUGUCAAGUCAAUCGCCCGUCCCUCCUCUCCCUCUCCUUUUUCCGCUGAUGCCCCUCCUCUUCCUAAAUCUCACCCCUCUAUCUCAGAGUCAGGUGCUCAGUGGGUGUGGUUGACAUCUAGUAGUGACAUCACCCCUAUCCCUCUGCUGAGUAGUCCCGAUCUUGAUGCCCUCUGUGACCCCGCGGCGCCAGCCCUUACUGCCUCUCUUCCACGAUCCUCACCUACUCGCUCCUCUUCUCUUUCCACCUCUGUUUUGUUCUCCUCUCCUAUCCCUCAGCUCACUGUCUCUCCUUCUGCUCCUCCCGCUCCGAUCAGCUGCUGUCAGUCAGGCUCAACGUUCCCCCAAGCAGACAAGGAAACAACUUCGAGCCCUUCGAGCAGAGGCGAGGGUUCUCCUCAAAAUAACCGGGCAGUGGCCAACAUCAGAGUAUCCAACCAGCCAAUCAGACCAGCCCAGGAUUCAAAGGCGGCCAUCUCCGAAAACAAUCCUGAACCAGCAAGGAUCAGAACCAGCGUUACAUCUGAGCAGCUGCCCUCACAAGUUUCCAGCCAAACACAAGACAGCGAGACGACCCUUCAAUCAGUUAAUAAACCAAGCGCCGCCUCCAGUGAGCGUCUGGGGCAACCCUCUCUCUUAAAGGAAGGUUUAUUGUCAAACAUUGUUGUCCUAGAAAAGAAAAUAUCUGCCACAUGUACUCCACCUGGCAUCCAUUCAGGCCCUACUGUUCAGGAUAAACCAUUCACAUUAGAGGUCUUGACCAGGGUGCCAUCGCCACAGAGGCUUUCUGAUGCAGAGGUUCCUCUAUGGAAAGCGCUAGAAGGGAGAAGUGGGAAAGAUACACCUGAAAAUAUCUCUGCCAAGGAGGGUACAAAACCUUUGUGCAGAGGCUCACACAGAGAAGAUGCUGCUGAUGUGGACAUCCCUGUCAGGCAGGAGAACCAGUCACUAGAGACAAAAGACUCAGAAACACAUCACAUAGUCCCACCUCCAGCUGAACCCGCCGCACCACCAGUUAAAGAGGAGCCCAAAGAGCCAGAGGGACCCAGUGUGGAACCAGAAACCUCACCGGAGGUUUCCCCCAAACCAGCCGUCGAGCGCACGGCUCUGGCGCUGGAGCCGCUGCUUCCCUCAAAACCAGAACCAGGACUGCGGCCGGAACAGCCAGUUCUCCAGCCAUUGGGAAAACCACAACAGGAGGGAGCAGAUGAGGAGAAACCAGCCGAGAUCGUGGCUGGUGAUCAGGAAACUUUCAUCAACAAUAAGGAGCCAGUGUGCGAGGCAGAAAAGCAGCUGUGGGCGACGGUGGAGGAGACCACAGUGGAAACAGGAGAGGAAAGAGGGAUGGAAAGUAGUGAGAGCACUGAAGAGAAGGAUGAGAAGCAGGAGGAGGGUGGUGUAGGGGGGCUAAAAGGCCAUGCGGCCGACCUCCCUGAUGGUGGAGAGAAUAAACCGGCAUCACAGCUUGGAGACACCUCCAGCACACACACCAGUGAAAUAACACACAUCACUCCUCCCCACCACUGUGAGAUAACCACAUCUCGACUUCCUACUUUACCAGAAGAAGAAACCACUGACCUGAAGCCCCCUCAAACGGCUCCAAUGGUCAGAGAGGAGGCAGACGGGAAAGACAAUGCAGCUGAGGGCCUGGUGAACUCCAGCCAGUCGCUGCUGCAGUGGUGUCAGGACAUCACCAACGGGUACCGGGGGGUAAAGGUCACAAACUUCAGCACGUCAUGGAGAAAUGGCCUUGCUUUCUGCGCUAUCCUACAUCACUUCCAUCCAGACAAAAUAGAUUUUGACAAAUUGGACUCUCAUGACAUCAAGCUCAACAACAAGAAGGCGUUUGACAGUUUUGAGGCGCUGGGCAUCUCUCGCCUGUUGGAGCCAUCCGACAUGGUUCUUCUGUCCGUCCCCGACAGGCUCAUAGUCAUGACCUACCUCAGCCAGAUCCGCUCACACUUCACUAACCAGGAGCUGAGCGUGCUGCAGAUAGAGCACAACAGCAGUCAGUCCAGCUACGGCCUCACCCUCUCUGGUCCCGGUCCCACUAAUGUCGACGCUGCCGCUUUCUGCAUGGCCAGACUGAACGAAGGAGUGAACCUAGAGGAAGGAGGGAGCAGCACGUUGGUCGUCGCGCCACCGAGGACCAAACGACUGCUUAAAGUGGACGAGUCAAUAAACCCAGUCCCAGCCCCAAGGUCCGUUAACAAAACAGUCAAAUCUGGACUUGCUCAGGAUGAAGACCCAAAGACAGGAAUGACUAAUAAUACAGAGUUGCAGAGUGCAGCUAAGAACCAGCCUCCCAAACAAGAAGAGGAAACAAUGUGUCUGCAGGACACCAGCCAGUAUGUGCUGAGUGAGCUGGCAGCGUUAGAGACAGAGCAGAAGCACAUCGACAGCAGAGCCGCUGUGGUGGAGAGAAGACUGCGGAGCCUCAUGGAAACAGGAAGCGACCGUGAUGAAGAGGAGAGACUGAUUCAGGAGUGGUUCACUCUGGUGAACAAGAAGAACGCUCUGAUACGCAGACAGGACAACCUGGAGCUACUACAAGAGGAGCAGGAUCUGGAGAGGAGGUUUGAGCUUCUGAACAGGGAACUACGGGUCAUGAUGGCUAUAGAAGACUGGCAGAAGUCGUCCACUCAGCAGCAGAGGGAGCAGCUGCUCCUCCAAGAGCUGGUGUCUUUGGUCAACCAGCGGGACGAGAUCAUCAGAGACAUCGAUGCCAAGGAGAGAGGGGCAAUGGAGGAGGAUGAGCGUCUGGAGCGCGGUCUGGAGAUGAGGAGGCAAAAAUAUAACAAUAAAGACAAAUGUGUCCUACAGUGAGAACAGCUUUUACUACUGCAACUCUGAAGUCCCGAAAGAUGAUUAUUUAUUUUAUCUUUCAGGACUUUUGGGGCUCCAUGUUUCCCUGUUUUUUUUAGUGCCUUUAUUUUCCCAGAGAACUGUUAAAACCCAUUAUGAGGAAAGACAAGAUAUGGGCAGACAAACUGUGUUUUCUUUUAAAGUGUUUCCUUGAAAAUUAAUAUCUGUUGAUGUCAAAGUUUCAGUCUGUCUUAAGUAUUAUUUUGAUUCUGUUUGCAUAUUUUUAUUUAUUUAAAUAAUGUGUCAGAUUGUUGUUCAUCAUUUGCACAUGUGUUUUGUGUGUUUGAAUCCUGGCUUUUUUUUAAUUAUUAUAAGGAAUAGGUUCCCCUCGUGAAGACAAGAGCUUGUCAGAAUCUGUUGGCUUAAAACCAAAAUGUGCCUUGUUCUUUCUGUUGUUUCUGGUGAUAUUUGUCUUACAUUUCUAUUUCAGACAUGUCCACCCUGAAAGUGAAAAAUAUUUGGUUGUAACAUGCCAAGACAUAUUAGAUAUAAAAACAAUACGUGUGACAAGUCAUGAGCUGGACUCAAACUCACAAUAUUAGGAGUGCAGGGUACAUGUUUUCAACUUAAGGAUGACCCCCAACAUCACAUUUUAAUAAACCCUAAAAGCCUUUCCACUAAUUGCAAUAUUGAUUUUUUUCUUUUUUUAGAUGUUAGGUGUUGGAAGUGUUAAGGAGUUAUUAAACCUUGUGUGCACACAGACCCUGAAUGCCUUAAAUCACAUAUAACGUGUAUGGAUGUGAUGUUCAUGCCUGCUGUUUCCUCACUUCUGUGUCCUUUGACUACUGUAUGCAUGCUGUUUGAGUUGUACUGAUAAAGUGGUACUCUGCUACACAUCACGACUGUAUACCUAUCACACACUGUAUACCUGAUGUUGCUGUCUAUAUUUAUGAGGUGAAGAGAUGAUGAAUGAUAUUGAUAAAUAUGUUGAAGAAACAUUACAAUAUUGGUUGGUUGCUUA